Archocentrus centrarchus (flier cichlid) is the source of this 1411-nucleotide messenger RNA. RefSeq names its product ubiquitin-like protein 7. The coding region runs from base 88 to 1227 and encodes 379 amino acids. The record is from RefSeq and is a predicted model, not a curated record. Gene Ontology annotation, cellular component: cytosol. Gene Ontology annotation, biological process: ubiquitin-dependent protein catabolic process. The transcript is spliced from 11 exons. Lineage: Eukaryota; Metazoa; Chordata; Actinopteri; Cichliformes; Cichlidae. Gene Ontology annotation, molecular function: polyubiquitin modification-dependent protein binding.
ACGCAACGUUAGACACGUGACUAAAACCAGGAAGUGGCUUCAGUAUCAACAAAAAGCCCGUGGUCUGUGUAGCGUCAUUAGGCAGAGAUGGCCUCUUCAGAAUGGAAUCUGUCUUUGAAGCUGGUUGAUCAGCCCAAGUCCACCUUCCAAUUUCCUGAGAUGAUGCCAGGUGAUGUUCCACCUGGAGGGUACAGGGUCGCCACGCUAAAACAGCUUGUUGCAGCUCAGUUUCCAGACUGCAUCCCAGACCCUGAACUAAUAGAGUUGGUUCACUGUGGGCGUAAACUUAAAGAUGACCUAACACUGGAUGCCUGUGGGAUUCAACCAGGAUCUACUUUACACAUCCUCAAAAAGACAUGGCCAGAGCCAGAGAGCAGUCCAGAGCCUGUAAACAGAGUUACUGCAGCAAGGGAGUUCAGGGUGUUUCAUGCUGCUCUUCAUUCUCUUAACUCUGCCUACAGGGACUCGGUAUAUAAAAUGCUGACAAACAAAGAGUCUCUGGAUCAGAUUAUUGUAGCCACACCAGGACUCAGGUCAGACCCUGUUGCCCUAGGAGUGCUCCAAGAUAAAGAUCUCUUUGUGCAGUUUACAGACCCGAACAUGCUGGAUGUAUUAAUCAGUUCACACCCGGCCCUUGUCAAUGCCAUCAUCCUGGUCCUGCACUCUGUGGCAGGCAGUAUGCCCACUCAGUCCAGUGCCAGUUCUUCUCGCAAUGUAUCAUCCAGUUCUUACAGCGAUAUGCCAGGAGGCUUCAUGUUUGACGGCAUGUCAGACGAUGAGGAUGAAUUCCAGUCUAGUAGCCCAGCAGGCCCCUCCAGCAGAGGCGGAGUCUCAGCGGGAAUGCGACCAGUGUCCCUGAGCCACAGUGGAGCAACAGGACCGAGACCUAUCACACAGAGCGAGCUGGCAACUGCUCUGGCCCUCGCUAGCACUCCUGACAGCAGCGCUGUCACUCCAACGACGACAAGCCAAACGGACCCCUCCAGUGGCGUAGCCCCCAUGUCAGCAGGGACACCAGUCAGUAACGAUCUUUUCAGCCAGGCACUACAGCAAGCUCUACAAGCCACCAACAUGUCUGCUCUGCAGGGCCGCUGGCAGUCCCAGAUGCAGCAGCUCAGAGAUAUGGGGAUCCAGGAUGAGGAGCUGAUGCUGAGGGCGCUGCAGGCCACAGAUGGUGACAUCCAGGCUGCCCUCGAGCUCAUAUUUGCCGGAGGCCAGGGACUCUGAGCCCAUGCCCCAUGGACAGCCUUUUAUAGAUAAGAGAGCUGGAACAACAGUGCAAAUUCUGAGUGACAGUAUAUCGACUUCUUAAUGUUAUGCAAUACAGGACAGAACCAGUUCAGCUGACCUCCACAGGCCAUUCGUUUCUUAUUGAUGACAAAACUCUUCUAAUAAAUCUGAUCACAAUUAA